This is a messenger RNA of Diversispora eburnea, 1698 nucleotides long. Lineage: Eukaryota; Fungi; Glomeromycota; Glomeromycetes; Diversisporales; Diversisporaceae. The record is from the annotation of a GenBank genome assembly.
AUGGUAGAUAUGGAAAUGAAUGAACCCAAUAUUUCACGCGCCAAAUCUAAUGACUCGAAGGAUGAAAAAUUCCCUUUACUUCCAAUUACCUCAAAAUAUCCUUAUAUAUCACCACCAUCUGAAUCCAGAAUCUAUUCUUCAUUCUCAACUUAUUUUCCAAAAUCUUGGAUUCCUCAUUCUUUAUUAUCAAAUAUAUCAAAUAUUUCCUCAUUUAUCUCAUAUGUAUUUUCCACUAUAAUCUCUCAAAUCCCUCCAACUCCUAAAUUUUACCUUUCUACGUUUUUCUCUUACAUUUCCACCAUUCUAUCAUCAUUACUAAAAAGACGUAAGAAUCGUAAACUUUUCUUCAUAAUUUCUCAAUUAUUCCUUACUUUCAUCAUAUAUCGUUACUCCAUUGCCGGUCCAUUCCUACCUUUCUCCUGUCAAGUGAUAGGCUUGGGAUGUCCAAAUACAAAAAUCAAUGGAUUUACCUCACCUGAAUUUAGUGGAGUUCAAACAAUAUUUGAAAAUAAUUUUAAGAAUGGAUUAGAUAUUGGUGCAGGCGUUAGUGUUUAUUAUGAUAAUAAAUUAGUGGUGGAUUUACAAGGUGGAAUUGCUGAUUCGACCGGAAAGAUUUAUGAUGAAGAUACUUUACAACUUGUAUUCUCGUCUUCUAAAGUUUUGUCGGGAAUAGUAAUUGCACGAUUAGUAGAACAAGGUCUUCUUGAUUACUCCUCCAAAAUUUCCAAAUACUGGCCAGAAUUUGCACAAGGAAAUAAAGAGAACGUUACUUUACAAAAUUUAAUGACUCACACUGCUGGUGUAGGUUUUAUUAGUCCACACCAAAUGUCUCAAAAUGAUCUCGCAGAUCUUGAUUCACUUUCCGGUAUCCUUUCCGCUCAACCUCAUAAUUUUAAUGGUAUCCCUAAGAAAUCUUAUCAUGCUGUUACUCGCGGUUGGUACCUUAAUGAAAUAGUUCGCCGUGUUGAUCCACGACAUCGUACCAUUGGUCGUAUAGUAGCAGAAGAAAUUUCUCCUGAAUAUAACAUCGAAUUUUAUCACUCUAUAAAUUCUAAAUCAUUAUAUUCUAGAGUAGCAAAUAUUUAUACUUAUCCUUUGGUAAGAAUAUUAGCCAAAGUUUUAUUACCCAAAUGGAUGAUUUCCGAACCAUUACAUGCCGUGUUUGAUGGAAUGAUGGAACAAGGUAGUGUCGGAUAUAAAACUUUUAUUGAGACAUCACCCGAUAAAAGUGAACCUCAAGAUUGGAAUAAAUCGGAGAUGGUACGUUAUGAAGGACCAAGUUAUAAUGGAAUUACUAAUAGUAAAAGUAUUGCAAAAUUAGCAGCUAUGAUGGCAAAUCAAGGAAAAUCACUGGAUGAUUUCAAAUCAAAAAAUUAUACAUUUUUAGAACCAACAUUAAUUUCAACUAAAACUUAUUCAUUGAUCACAACCCGUCUACCUACUGAAUAUGAUGUUGCUUUACAUGAAAAUAUAACAUCAACUAUUGGAGGAUUUGGAUGUUUUCGAUUGGAAGGAUUAGAAGAUGUUGAAUUUAUGGGAUGGGGUGGAUCAGGAGGAAGUUUAUUCUUGUGGAAUGAAGAAUUAAAAAUUGGAUUCGGAUAUGUUAUGAAUGCUUUUCAUACUUCAUUAUUAGGAGAUAAAAGAAGUUUGAAAAUGUUAAGAGAAGUGGUAGAUGUGGUUAAAAAUCUUAGAAAUUAA